AUGGCGAGUUUAUCGGACGAUCCCGAGAAGCUGCUGAGCGAGUGGCUGGGCGAGCUGGAGAAUCUGAUCGGGAGUUUUGAUAUCAGCGGUACACCGGGCACAACAGGCAAUUCAACCACUACGACGGUAACAGCAGCGGCACGUCUACGACCGAAAAGUAACACAUCUUCCGAGCGUACCGAUUCGUACCGCUUCUCGAUGGCGAACCUGGAGGAAACGCAAGAGGCCGAGCUGGAUGCCAUAUUGGGCGAACUGAGCAUACUGGAGGAGCGUGGUGAUCUACGUCAUGGUCGUAGUCACAGCCGUACCAACUCCACAAUAUCCGCGGCCACCAAUACGACGCUCUCGUCGGAAAGUGGCUGCAGCAGUGUGGCAGCCGAUACAGUCUGCAGUGGAGGUAGCAUUGCGAGCGGCAUGGGUGUCGGAGGGGUCGGUGGAGCUAGCAUCAGUCUACACCGGGAACCACGCACCGACAGUCCGGACAAUGAUUCCGCCUUCAGCGAUACGGUGUCGCUCAUGUCGAGCGAAUCGUCCGCUUCUAGCAGUGUUAGCAGCUCUCAUCUCAAGCACCUUCAGGCGGCAGCUGGCGGAAUGGUGGCGCAUAGUGCUGCGACGGGACCAACAGCCAACCAGCAAAAUUUGUCAGAUGGUGGCAAACAGGCCAAAAUUCACCUCGCACUACAAAAGCUAGAGCAGGCCUCGGUACGGCGACUGUUCGUGAAGGCGUUUACGGCCGACGGUGCCUCGAAGUCACUGCUGGUCGACGAAACGAUGAGCUGCGGGCACAUGACGCGGCUGUUGGCAGACAAAAACCACGUCCAGAUGGAGCCUACUUGGGCCAUCGUAGAGCAUCUGCCUGAGCUGCAGAUGGAGCGACUGUUCGAGGACCACGAAAUGCUGGUAGACAACUUGAUGCUGUGGAAUCGGGACUCGAAGAAUAGGGUGCUGUUUCUGCAGCGACCGGAUAAGGUGGCACUGUUUAAGACACCCGAAGCUUUUCUGCCCGGCACACAGAUGGCUCCCGGAAGUGAACACGACGAGCAUACGAGGACAAUGUUGCUGGAUGAGUUCUUCAACAGCGGGAGCCAGAUCACGCUGGAAGGGCCCCUAUAUAUGAAGAACGAUGCCAAAAAGGGCUGGAAGAAAUAUCACUUUGUGCUGCGGGCAUCCGGGUUGCAUUACUACCCGAAGGAAAAGACACGUUCCGCUAAGGAUCUGCUCUGUCUGGCACUGUUUGCCGGACACGAAGUGUACCGUGGACUUGGCUGGAAGAAGAAGCACAAAGCCCCGACGGACUACACGUUCGCGCUGCGCUGCCCGAAAGUACCGCCCGGUGUGAAAGGCAUACGGUCGGUGAAGAUGCUGUGUGCUGAAGAUGCGUCCACACUAGAAAACUGGAUAACUGCCAUACGCGUUAUGAAGUAUGGAAAGAAGCUUCUAGACAAUCACCGAACGCUGUUGGAUGAUCUGGCUCGGGAAGAGUUAGACAAACUUAGCUCUGCUCGGAGCAGCUCCAUUGGGAGCAUUGUAUCGUCCGUUCCUUCACAGUGUAGCACGGGAAGCAGCAACAGUAGCGGAAGUGGUAGCAAUCAUCUCCUAGUUCCUCUCAACACAACCAAUGGCAGCAAUGGUAAUGGGUGCGCGACCAACGGAAAUGGACGUCUCUCGAGGGCGUCAUCGUCAAGCUCGAGCGGAUGUUUGUCGGACGAGAACAACGGGUUCGAUUCGGAGUUCCCAACGGGCACCAUUAAGCGCAAACCCUCGAUGAAACCAAAUCUUCCACUCACCUCGAUGACACGCCAGCUGAAGGAGGUCGGUGAGACAACGCGACUGAAAGAUUCACCCGGUGCCGGAUCUACGGGGUCGGGUUCGAUAGGUGAUGGUGGUACUCUGACGCGACGUCACAGUCGACGAAGGAGUGAAGAAAGCACCGGCAGCGGUACUCUUAAACGACGCCCGAUGCCAACGCAAAAUCGUGGAUCGAUCGAAAGCAUGAGUUCCUCCGCCUCGACGCCAACGCCCGUGGGCAGUGUGUUGAACACGCCGGUCAAUUUUGAACCACCGGUAACAAUCCUGAGCCCAACCGCUCAUCCAACUAUUAUAACACCGAACGGCGUUGGCCCCGGAACGAUCGUUGAACCGAUACCGUCCUGCAUGACUGAUUCGACAUUUUCGCUUCCGCCACCACCGCCACCACCCGCCUCGGACGAUCCGGCAAUAAUGGGAGCGAACUUCUCCGGUUCUACGCUCUCGCUUGAUUCGCUACCGCCUCCGCCACCGCCGAACGAACUUGACAACUCAUUCAGUGGAUCUCAACUGUCGCUGGCUUCUGUGCAAUUACCUCCGCCGCCACCACCGUCGGCAUCGGCAGGUUCUUCCAUGUCAACCGUGCAGUCUUCCUCCGUGCUUCCUGCAGUGAGCACAACAAACACCACCAAUGGUGGUAUCGUACGCCAGCAGGAACAGCGUUCAAUCAAUGCGACGCCCUCUGUGGCGCAGUCCAUCAUGAAGCUAAACAGCCACAGUCACACGUUACCGAACCCAACACCUGCUGCCAUCUUGAAAAAGGAACCAAUCUACUCCAAAACACUGAAGCCAUCAGCACUGAAAGCUCCUCCAUACAAGGCACCGCCACCAUACAACGGUUGUGAUGGUUCCGCUUCCGAUGUACCGUCGGCUCCAGCGAAGAGUGUAUCGUUUGCCGAGUCCCCAGUGUUGUUGCGGCGCAAGGUGUGCUUUGAGGAUGAAAUUCAAGAAGUGCCACCCUCGCCGAGACGUCUCUGUGCCACAUACAGCGUUGGUCCUCCGGCUCCACCACCAAGAGCGGAAGCGACACGCCUUUCCACAACAUACACUUCGCCGAAACGAUUAAGCGAAUCAAGCGCCAAUCCUCCUCGCGAUUUUCUCAAAGAUCUCCAACGUGUGAUGAAUAAGAAGUGGCAGGUAGCGCAAAAAUGUAAGCUAGAACCAGCGACCACUCCACACGAAGUGCUCGGCUUCCGUGACAUCCACGGUGGUAACGAUCUGUACUCGUCCGCUACACCCUACUACCGUGAAACGGCCAACGUAAGCAACUGGGUGCAGGAACACUACGGUGGUGCACCGGACGGUUUAUACGAGAACCUGGGCAGUAACAUGGGCAUGGAACCGAACUAUCCCAUCGUUCAGAACGCGACAGUUCCACUGCACCAGCAACAUCCGACCGGUAGCCCUUUGCCUUCUGGAGGUAGCAUGAAGAAGCGACCACCUCCACCACCACCAAAGCGCAGCGAGAAGACACAACUGACCACUACGUCUACAUCUGCCGUUGGCCACACGGGCCCCACAGUAUCACAACCCGGCCCGACUCCUCAACUUCUUCAUCAUCAUCAUCAUCAACAGCUGCUGAACCAUCAAUAUCUGCAGCAGCAGCAACAACAGCAACCACAUCAACCACCACCAACCCAUCAGCAGCGGGUCUGA
This is a messenger RNA of Anopheles marshallii, 3462 nucleotides long. RefSeq names its product abnormal cell migration protein 10 (gene pico). The record is from RefSeq and is a predicted model, not a curated record. NCBI's taxonomy places the organism in Eukaryota, Metazoa, Arthropoda, Insecta, Diptera, Culicidae. The transcript is spliced from 4 exons. The coding region runs from base 1 to 3462 and encodes 1153 amino acids. Gene Ontology annotation, biological process: signal transduction.